This is a messenger RNA of Racocetra fulgida, 2642 nucleotides long. The record is from the annotation of a GenBank genome assembly. NCBI's taxonomy places the organism in Eukaryota, Fungi, Glomeromycota, Glomeromycetes, Diversisporales, Gigasporaceae.
GGGAAAGUGACUAUGAGACCGCUGCUGAAGGAGAUAAAUCAGAUUCUGAAUCUGAUAACGAGUCCAAACCUGAAGAAAAAAACAAAAUAAUAUUUCGAAGAAUAGAAGAUCCAGCUCCGAAAAGGUUAGUAGAAACUAGAAGAAUUUCUGACCAAGGUUUAUGUAUUGAUCUUCUUGCUAAUAUCUCCGAAAAUUAUUCCUAUCGAGAAGAUCCCUUAGCCACGUUCAAGGAUUUUGUAACAGUAGGAAGAUUUCAUAAUCAUCGAUUAGAUCAAGACAUAGCAUUUCCAAGUGAAAUCUUGGAUAUUAUUCGCCAGGAUAGAAUAGACCAAACAGUCUCACAACAAUAUCAUGAAAUUCUAGAUAAAAUCGAUGAAAUGAAACACAAUCAAUAUUCGGAUUGGACUUAUAAGUAUAGUAAAAAGAUCUUUUUAGAAAUAAGUGCGUAUCAGCCACUCCAAGGUUAUUUAGCUAGUGAGGAAGCUCGUAGACAGGAAACUAGAGCGAGAAAUCUUCAUGAUGUUAGUAGAUUAAGGCGCUUUGAUAAUGUAUUAGAUUUCACCGGUAUAGAUUUUCCAGCCACAUUGCGUGAUAUUGACAAAUUCGAAGAAAAUAAUCCGUCUUAUUCAAUAAAUGUCUUCUAUCCAGCACUGUCCAAAAAUGAAAAAGAGCAAGCAACUAGAAAGUUGGACCCACUUCGCAUAUCAGAAUACAACUAUCAAAGAGAACAUAUGGUAGAUUUAAUUUUAUUUACCGAAGGAGAGGAAGAUUUAAGAGAUCACUGUAAUAUUAAUGAAAUCCCUCCAGGAUUAAAUAUGCACUAUUGUCUUAUCAAUGAUAAAAGUGGAUGGAGUCGAAUUAUGAGUAGUUGGAAUAAGCAUAAAGAACGAAAAUAUUUCUGCCGUCACUGGAUGAUUGCUCCAUUUUCAAGAAAGGACCUGCUUGAAGAACACAAAAAGCAUAACUGUCAUGGACAAAAUAAUCUUAAUGCUGGCCAAAGAGAAAUAUUUCCCGAAAAGGGGAAGCAUAUCAUGAAAUUCAAAAAUUAUAAAGCAAUGGAAAAUGUGCCAUUUUAUUUCGUUAAAGAUCUCGAAGCAGAUAGUGAUCUAAUAGAAGACAACAUUAUCAAUAAAAAAACCGUUAAACUACAGAAGCAGAAGCCUAAUAGUUACAACUUGGAAGAAAUCAUCAAACCAAAGUUGCGUAACCCAGAAAAAAUAAAAAUGACAGAGCGUAAUUGGCAAACACAUAACUCUGCCAUAAAAUGUUAUAUAUGUAAAGGAAUGUUACAUGAAACCCGAUAUAAUAAAGUAAAAUAUUUCGAUUCAACCAAAAAAUUCAUAGCCGGUGCACAUCAUGGUUGUGUUAAAAUUAAGUGCGAAGCCACAGAAGAAAACUUAAUGGAAGCUUUAUAUCAUACAAAAGGUUUGACUAUAGAGGAAGAAAAUAUAUUUAAAAAAGCAACCGAAUGCUGUUUAUGCAAAAUGAAACUUCGAGCUGAUAUAAAUGAUAAUAGAGUUAGAGAUCACGACCAUUUCACUGGAAAAUAUCGUGGCCCAGCACAUCAUGGAUGUAAUUUUCAACUCCGGAUAAAGCCAGACGAAAUUAAAAUUCCAUUGAUAUAUCAUGGUAGAAAACAUUAUGACUUCCAUCAUGAAAUACGGGAAUUGGGUUUAGUUAGUGACGACAAAAUCAAGAUAAUUGCGGACAAUAUGGAGAAUUAUAAGACGAUAAUAAUUGGGCAGAUAAAGUUUAUAGAUUCAUGCCAAUUCCAGUUUCCGUCAUUAGAAAAAGUGGCAACUAAUUUGCGUGGCAAAGAAAAGACACCGGAACAACUAGCAAAGUGGGCAGGAGAAUAUACACGAAUUCGUACAAUGUUGGAUGCGAAUACUUGGGAAGUAAAAUUAAGAUAUCCAGAAAAUCUUCACCCAUCACAUAGUGACUAUCCGCUCUGCCCAGAACAUCGAGUAGUUAAGCGCAAUGAGCUUAUACGACCAAUAGGAGAGGAACAUCGAUUGCGCAAAAUGUUAGCAGAUCCGGCACUAGUUGGUCGUAAAAUAUUCCAUGAAAGCAAUCUUAUAGCAGUAUAUCAAAAGCAAACGAAUAUAAUUCAACCGGACGGUUCACGUGAACUAAAAAAUAAAAAGAUAAUCGGUAAGUGGAAAAAUGAAUUUGCAGGAACUCGAGCCUUAAGAUAUGCUGGAAAUAGAUCUAAAUCUUACGCACUAGAAACUGAGGAUGGUUACAAGAAUGUGCAAAAGGCAAAGGGACUCAAAAAAUCUCUCGUCAAAAAGGAGUUAACUAUUGAUAUUUAUGAGCACUGUAUUCUAGAAGUGAGUGAUAUUACAUGGAAAAGAAUUGAAGAGGCGCAACUCAAGAUAAUAAGAGAAGCAUUACGCAUUUGCUAUAAAAAAGAUAGCAAGUUAGUUACUGAAUAUGCUAGUUAUUAUCAAGGUAAGAAAGAACUUCUUGCUAGUCUUGAAAACUUAUACAGCCUUUACUAUACUUUAUCCAAAGAAGAGCGUUUUAUGAUUGAAGAAGAAAUUAGUAAAACAAUAGAAGAACUAAUUGCAGAUGUAGCUGUAAAUGGAUGUAUAGCUAUUCAGAUAGGAGCUAAUAGAAUAAACGAGGCCCUUAAUUAG